CAUUUUUCUCCCUUCACUUCCCAAUAUAAAUACUCCAAACUUUCGAACCCUUUUCCAUUCAUUCAUUUCUGUUACUCUCAGUUCUUCACAGUUCACACAGCUCCACAAAGAUACACACACUCUAAUAACACAAACUGACAUACAUAACAUCCUUAGUUUUAUCAAAUACUUUCAUGUUUAUGUGAAGGGUGAAGCAGAAGAAGUUUCAGCCAUGUCAGAUGAUCAGUUUCAAGCAAGUGGAAACUGGUGGGAAUCAGCAAGAAACGUGAGGUUUGAGAGUGGUGAAACGCAGUCUUCUUCUUCUGGCCUCACCAACAUGGGAAACUAUGCUUGGCAGCAAGACAUGGCUAGGUCUUCUUCCAUGGAUAACUCUGCCUCAGGAGGUUCCUCUGUGGUUUUCCAUGACCAGAAGCAGCUUCAAGUUCAGCCACAUCAUGACUCAUCAGCCACAAAUCCCACCAAUGACCAUCCCAACUUGCACAUGAUGGGCUUGGGCCUCUCAUCCCAAGCCAUGGACUGGAAUCAAGCAUCUUUGCAGCUACGAGGUGAGAAGGAUUCUGAAGGCAGUUUCAGGUCGAUGUUGCAAGAGAAUUUGAGCUCUCCAGGCACCACGUUUCAGCAAGAAAGCGGGAAUAACAAUAUUGCGUUGUCUCAUCAUCAACAAGUUCAUUGGAGUCCAGAAAAAUUGUUCUCUGCGGAGUCAUCAAGCAAUGAAUUCAAGAGGGGUUUCUCCUUGGACCAAACACAGUUCAGUCCUCAAUAUAGCUCUGGGGACAGCACUGUCACAAGCCAAGGUUUGCCUUGUUCUUUUCAGAUGGAUUAUGUCGGUAACCCUUCUUCAAUAUUGCAAGGACUUUUGGGACACGAGAGCAAUAACCAACAACCCCACCAAGGUGGUAGUGCUUCUUUUGAGAAUCGUUCCAUGAAUUUUCCUUACUCAGCAACAAGCUAUGGAUUAAGCUCAAACAUUGAGUUAGUGCCUUCUUGGUCAAAGGUGCCUCAGUUCUUAAGAGCUUCACCACCAAAACAACUACCCAAUAACCAGUUGCAUUUCACCAACAACGCUCCCUUUUGGAACGCUAAUUCUGAACCUGCUAUAAAGGAGGCUCGAUCCAGCUUCAUCUCCUCUUUGCAAACCCCCUUCUCGCCAUCAAAUUUCGAUGUUCAAUCAAAGAAUCUAUCUGAAGUUAGGGAGUCGGGUGUGGUGAAGAAAAGUGGGAGUGAAACAGCACCAAAAAGGCCCAGGAACGAAAACCCAUCUCCUUUGCCAGCUUUUAAGGUGAGAAAAGAGAAGAUGGGGGACAGAAUCACUGCACUCCAACAAUUGGUUUCACCUUUCGGAAAGACUGAUACAGCGUCAGUGCUCUCUGAAGCCAUUGAAUACAUCAAAUUCCUCCAUGAACAAGUCACCGUUUUAAGCACCCCCUAUAUGAAAACCGGUGCUCCCAUACAGCAUCAGCAGAGUUCUGGUAAAUCGAAGGAAUCUGAGGGUCCAAAGCAAGAUCUUAGAAGCCGAGGGCUAUGUUUGGUGCCAGUUUCUAGUACAUUUCCAGUGACUCAUGAACCCACAGUUGAAUAUUGGACACCAACGUUUGGAGGAACUUACAGAUAGCUAAUUUAUUAGUGGGUGGCAAAAGUGGCACGGAAGCAGUACCCUCAGCAACUAUGACAAUAUGUCUUAUCAAGAAACUGGCCAAAUUGGGAAUGAUAAGAUCAAAGAAAAGAGAGAUGUCAAGUUGUAGUUAAUUACUUCUUCUGAGAUUAUGGAAAAAUUCAAGAUAUUAAUAAAAGGAUAUAGAGAGAAGAGGAAAAAUGACCUUCAGCAAAAGGGUCACAGUGGACCAACUUCAUGAUGAAAGAGGGGCAAGGUAAUUUGGCCAAUUUUUGGCACCAUUGGAGCAAAAUUUAUAUAUAUUUAUAUAGUUAUAAGUUGUAUUAAUAAUUGAAGAACUAUAAGAGGUGGGGGAUUAGGAGUGAGAAAGAAUUAUGUUGCGGAAUAUAGGGAAGUUCUUGUAAGCUUAGAUAGAAAAUUGUUGUUAGAGGAAGAUAAAGGAGCUUUGUUUAUUUUUCUUCUUGUUAUUUUGUGCAUAGAGCUGGGACUACUACUUUAGUUCAAGGAAAAGGAAAAACUAAAUUGAUUGAAUCAUUGAAAUAUAGAAGAGUGAGUGAAUGUGGGAUAUCUCAUUUGAUUGGAAAUCUCACUUUUCAUUUCUUUAUUUCUUUAGAAUAUGUAAGUGGAAGUCAGAGACUGGCCCACUCCACCCUUUCAGUUUUUGUUUCAAACUUUUCAAUUACAUCUUUACAUUUUCUAUUAUAUA
Molecule: messenger RNA, 2318 nt
Organism: Vigna umbellata (rice bean)
Lineage: Eukaryota; Viridiplantae; Streptophyta; Magnoliopsida; Fabales; Fabaceae
Source: RefSeq, a predicted model, not a curated record